Sander lucioperca (pikeperch) is the source of this 3224-nucleotide messenger RNA. RefSeq names its product phospholipase C, delta 1b (gene plcd1b). The coding region runs from base 292 to 2604 and encodes 770 amino acids. The transcript is spliced from 16 exons. Gene Ontology annotation, molecular function: calcium ion binding; phosphatidylinositol-4,5-bisphosphate phospholipase C activity. Lineage: Eukaryota; Metazoa; Chordata; Actinopteri; Perciformes; Percidae. Gene Ontology annotation, biological process: phosphatidylinositol-mediated signaling; lipid metabolic process. The record is from RefSeq and is a predicted model, not a curated record.
CCAACAAUCCCAGAGCCAAAGUUUUCGUACCUAAUUGCGCACAUGGAAUGCAGGAGCAACUUCAGAUGAAACGGCACAUCAAGUGAAAGCAGGAAAAACAAGAAUUUACUGCGUGAAAAAAGAAGAUACAAUUCAGAAAGGAUGGCAACGAAUGGGAUCGAAACGGAAAACAACGCUGGAAAGAGAGAUGAACAGUGAACUUUGAGUGGGUCUGGUACACGCCCUCCAACACACUGCUCGGUCCCAACGCCUUGUGAACAGUCUGGUAGCGUUUCAGCACCUCAGGGCACAAUGAAUUGCCUGGGAAGUCAGCCUAAACUCAACAGAUCUAAGGAAUAUGCCAGAGACCAGGAGGUUAUCCAAAUAAACCAAGAGAUCUUAGGUAUGGAGGGCGAUCCGGACCUGCAGUUCCUCCUGCAGGGGGGAGACCUCCUCAAGGUCCGCUCCUCGUCCUGGAAGAAGACCCGCUACUACAGACUCAUGGAGGACUGCGAGACCAUGUGGUACGAAUCGAAGAAAACCUUCAAGACGAACCAGAAAUUUUUACUCGAUGACAUCUCAGCAGUGCGAAUUGGCCGUCAGUCAGAGGGCCUGAAGAAGUACACAGAGGAGCAUGUGGAGUGUCGUUGCUUCUCUAUUAUGUUCAAGAGCUGCCGCAAGAACCUGGACCUCGUCGCCAGUUCAGAGGAGGAGGCCAAGCAGUGGACCAACAGCCUGCAGAAAAUGAUCUCCAACCUAAGCAACCUCAACAGCCAGCAGAAGACAGAGCAUUGGAUCUUGAGCUGCCUGAAUAAAGCAGACAAGAACAGGGAUGAUAAGCUGAACAUAUCAGAGCUCAAGAACUUCCUGCAUCUGAUCAACAUCGAGAUGGAUGACGACUACACAGAGAUGCUCUUCAAGAAAUGUGACACAUCCAAAUCUGGAUACCUGGCUGGAGAGGAGAUUGAACAUUUCUAUGACCUGUUGACCCAUCGGGAGGAAAUCGACGUGAUCUAUGGAGAGUACGCUAAAACGACGGGCUUUAUGAGUCCUCAAAACCUGGUGGACUUCCUGAUCAAAGAACAGAGAGAGAAAGCCACACUGGCUGAUGCACACAACAUCAUCCAGAAGAAUGAGCCAGAUGAAAAUGCCAAGGAGAAGAAGCUGCUGUCCAAAGAUGGCUUCCUCAUGUACAUGCACCAUCCAGAUGCCUUGGUCCUCAAUCCAGAUCACAGAGAGGUGUACCAGGACAUGAGCCAGCCCCUCAACCACUACUUCAUCUCCUCCUCGCACAACACCUACCUCAUGGAGGAUCAGCUCCGUGGACCCAGCAGCACGGAGGCUUAUGUCAAGGCUCUGCUGAAGGGCUGCCGCUGUGUGGAGCUGGACUGCUGGGAUGGAUCAGAUGAUGAGCCAGAGAUCUACCACGGCUACACACUUACCUCCAAGAUCCUCUUCAAAGAUGUCAUCAAAGCCAUAAAGGAGUACGCUUUCAAGGUGUCCGAUUACCCAGUUAUCCUCUCCUUGGAGAACAACUGUAGUGUGAAACAACAAGAAGUCAUGGCCCAGCACAUGAGCUCCAUCCUGGGCAGUGCUCUCAUCACUUCCCCCCUGGGGGAUGGCAUGCCCAUAAACUUUCCAUCUCCUGAGGAGCUGAAGGGGAAGUUCCUGAUCAAAGGGAAGAGGUUAAACAAACUGGAGGCCAGCUUUGCUCCUGAGGGGGAAGAAGAUGAUGACACGGACAUGACAGAGGAGGAAGAUGAUGAGGAUGAACAUGAGGAAGAACAAAGAAAGAAGAAAAAGAAGCUGAAACUAGCGAAAGAGCUGUCCGACAUGGUGGUCUACUGUAGGAGCGUCCCCUUCCACAGCUUUGAGGACGCAAGAGAAAACCAGAGCUUCUACGAGAUAUCGUCCUUCAAGGAGGGAAAGGCUAUGAAGCUGGCAGAGGAGUCAGCUAAUUCCUACAUCCGUCAUAACGUGGACAAGCUGAGCCGCGUCUAUCCAGCAGGCUCCAGGGCCGGCUCCUCCAACUACAACCCGGUGCCUCUGUGGAACGCUGGCUGCCAAAUCGUGGCCUUAAACUUCCAGACAACCUGCACAAACAUGGAUGUUAACCAGGGUAGAUUCCUGGUUAACGGAAAGAGCGGUUACAUCCUGAAACCGGCCUUCAUGAGGGACAUAGACACAGAGUUUGACCCCAUCACCCUGACCCGAGGGGACUGGCUGAAGCCCAAGACGCUCCAUGUCAUGGUUAUAUCUGCCCAGCAGCUCCCCAAAGUGAACCAGAAGGAAUCUUCCAUUGUGGACCCGCUGGUUAAAGUGGCGGUGUACGGAGUGGCGGCUGAUAAUGCUGAGAAAGAGACCAGCUAUGUUGAAAACAAUGGUUUUAACCCAGAAUGGAAUGAAACCUUCCAGUUUGAUGUGUACGUGCCAGAGCUAGCACUGGUGCGCUUCACCGUUGAAGACUAUGACUCCGUGUCUGACAAUGAGUUUAUUGGGCAGUACACACUUCCAUUCAACAGUUUAAAAAUGGGAUACAGACAAGUGCCUCUGCUCAAUAGGAACGGAGACGUCCUCCCCUCAGCUGGACUCUUUGUACACAUCAUGGUCCUCGAUGCUGAGUAAGACGUCACCGACUGGCAUGUGCCUCUGAAGACACGAGGACCUCCAUUACACAGCCGCAUUUCAGCUGUUUUUAAUUGUAUUUAUUUUAUUUGCUCUAUAGUUUUAGUUCAUGAUUAACUUAUUUUCUUAAUUCCAGUAGUUUGAGCAGCUAUUCUUAAAGUCAGAUAAAGACCACAUUCUUGUACAGAAAAAAGAACUCCAUCUGCAACUGGAAAUGAGUUGUAGUGGGAGGAGGACAUAUGUACAUACACACUAAGUUUGCUAGACUUUAUAAUGCCCCAUAUGAGUCCCAUUACAGGGACUAUUAUACAAACUUUUAAUUGGUUUGUAUGAGUUCCACUAGUCUUAUACCACGAUCAGUUUGCGAUGGCAUUGGAUUUUUUUUUUUAAGACAGCUUAUGUCCCUCAUUUUUGGUCAGUUAAUGUAUUGUCUAUUUAAAUCUUGUUAUUUUAAUGACCAUUUCAUGAAUUCUGGAGAAACAUAAGCCAACGUGAAAACUAAUGUGCUUCGUCUUUAUCAGUAAUUAAUUAGUCAUCAAGUAUGAUUAUUUUUCAUGUGACAUCAUCACGACUACUUCUUUUUGUAAAUCAAGAUGAAGAUGAAAAGUUUUAAACAUGAA